Messenger RNA from Micropterus dolomieu (smallmouth bass), 5182 nucleotides. It is a transcript of the gene ppfia4, whose product is annotated as PTPRF interacting protein alpha 4. Gene Ontology annotation, biological process: synapse organization. The record is from RefSeq and is a predicted model, not a curated record. Lineage: Eukaryota; Metazoa; Chordata; Actinopteri; Centrarchiformes; Centrarchidae. Gene Ontology annotation, cellular component: presynaptic active zone. The coding region runs from base 78 to 3596 and encodes 1172 amino acids. The transcript is spliced from 29 exons. Gene Ontology annotation, molecular function: protein binding.
ACCGUCAUCUCAUCAAUUCAAUCUCUCUGAUUAGCGACACUGUCCUAUAGCGUUGCCCAGACCACAGAGCAGGGAAGAUGAUGUGCGAGGUGAUGCCGACCAUCAGCGAGGGAGACACGGGUGGUCCUCCCAGAGGCACCGGUGGCGUCCCGAACGGCUCAGACCAGGAGGCCAACUUCGAGCAGCUGAUGGUCAACAUGCUGGACGAGAGGGACAAGCUGCUGGAGUCCCUCAGGGAGACUCAGGAGACCCUCAUUCAGUCUCAGACUAAACUGCAGGGGGCGCUGCACGAGAGGGACGUACUCCAGCGGCAGAUCAACGCCGCGCUGCCUCAGGAGUUUGCCACCCUGACGAAGGAGCUGAACAUAUGCCGGGAGCAGCUGCUGGAGAAAGAGGAGGAAAUAUCUGAGCUGAAAGCUGAAAGGAACAACACCAGGCUGCUGUUGGAGCACCUGGAGUGUCUGGUGUCUCGUCACGAACGCAGUCUGAGGAUGACAGUGGUGAAGAGGCAGGCACCUCCUCCAUCUGGAGUCUCCAGCGAGGUGGAGGUCCUCAAAGCCCUGAAGUCGCUGUUUGAACACCACAAGGCUCUUGAUGAAAAGGUACGUGAGAGGCUUCGGGUGGCUCUGGAGAGGGUGGCCACCCUGGAGGGACAACUAGCAAAUACCACACAAGAGUUGAACAUUGUGAGACAAAGGAAGGACGGUGACUCAGUGGAGCGAACAGAUGGAUCCAAACCUACAUGGAAGAGACUGCCCAACGGCUCCAUAGACGCCCACGAUGAAGGCAGCCGGGCAUCGGAGCUUCAGGAGCUGCUGGAUCGGACCAAUAAGGAGCUGGCCCAGAGCCGCGAGCACUCUACCACUCUCAGCGCCCGUUUGGCCGAGCUCGAGGCCGAGCUCGCAAAUGCACGUCGAGAACUGAGCCGAAGCGAGGAGCUGUCACUCAAACAACAGAGGGAACAGAGAGAGAGGGAGGAUAUGGAAGAGAGAAUAACAACAUUAGAGAAGCGCUACCUGGCUGCUCAGCGGGAGACCACACACAUCCACGACCUCAACGACAAACUGGAGAAUGAACUGGCCACCAAGGACUCACUGCACCGACAGAGCGAGGAGAAGGUGCGCCAGCUGCAGGAGAUGCUGGAGAUGGCGGAGCAGAGGCUGGCUCAGACCAUGAGGAAGGCCGAGACACUGCCAGAGGUGGAAGCUGAACUGGCACAGAGAGUGGCUGCACUUUCCAAGGCUGAGGAGCGACAUGGCAACGUGGAAGAGCGGCUCAGACAGCUGGAGUCACAACUGGAGGAGAAGAACCAAGAGCUAGGAAGGGCUCGUCAGAGAGAGAAAAUGAAUGAGGAGCACAACAAGCGUUUGUCUGACACCGUGGAUCGUCUGCUCACCGAGUCCAAUGAAAGACUGCAGCUCCAUUUGAAAGAACGCAUGGCUGCCCUGGAAGACAAGAACUCCCUUAUUCAGGACCUCGAGAACUGCCAGAAACAGCUUGAAGAAUUCCACCAUACCAGGGAACGGCUGAUCGGAGAGAUUGAGAAGUUGAGAAAUGAGAUUGACCAUUUGAAACGCCGCAGCGGGGUGUUUGGCGAUGGAACCCACCCUCGGUCUCACCUGGGUAGCUCCAGCGACCUUCGCUUCUCCGUGGUGGAGGGCCAAGACGGCCACUACAGCACAACUGUGAUCAGGCGGGCACAGAAGGGCAGACUGUCUGCGCUUCGGGACGACCCAAACAAGGACUAUCCAUCUCUGCGUGGGAGCGUCAGCCAUCUCCUCGGCAGCGACAUCGAGGCAGAGUCAGACCUGGAUGAUGACGUUAGCUCGGCCCUGCUUUCCCCCAGCGGCCAAUCAGAUGCUCAGACUCUCGCUCUCAUGCUGCAGGAGCAGCUUGACGCUAUCAAUGAAGAGAUAAGGAUGAUCCAGGUGGAGAGGGAGUCAGCAGACCUCCGCUCUGAUGAGAUUGAAUCUCGCGUGAACAGCGGCAGCAUGGACGGACUCAAUGUGACACUUCGACCCCGGGCCCUACCCACCUCCGCCACUGCCCAGUCCCUGGCGUCAUCCUCCUCCCCGCCCACCAGUGGCCAUUCCACACCCAAACACCACUCACGCAAUGCCAGCCACCAUCUAGGCAUCAUGACUCUGCCAAGCGACUUGAGGAAACACCGCAGGAAAGUAGCAUCUCCUGUGGAAGUGGACAAAGCUACUAUCAAGUGUGAGACAUCGCCUCCCUCGUCCCCCCGCAGUUUACGGCUGGAAACCAAUUUUGCCCAGUUCACGGGCAGUCUAGAGGAUGGCCGAGGUAAGCAGAAGAAAGGCAUCAAAUCAUCCAUUGGCCGAUUGUUUGGGAAGAAGGAGAAGGGUCGAAUGGAGCAGACUGUUGGCAGGGAUGGACAGCCCAUACCAGCCUUAACAGACUUUGAGAUGGGCAUUGGUGACACAAUGACUCUUGGAAAACUGGGCACACAGGCUGAGAGGGACCGCAGGAUGAAGAAAAAACACGAGCUUCUAGAAGACGCCAGGAAAAGAGGCCUGGCAUUUGCCCAGUGGGACGGCCCUACUGUCGUCUCCUGGCUAGAGCUGUGGGUGGGUAUGCCGGCGUGGUAUGUGGCAGCAUGUCGUGCCAACGUGAAGAGCGGAGCCAUCAUGUCAGCUCUGUCAGACACAGAGAUCCAGCGGGAGAUUGGCAUCAGCAACCCUCUGCACCGACUCAAACUCCGCUUGGCCAUCCAGGAGAUGGUCUCCCUCACCAGCCCGUCUGCACCACUUACCUCCAGAACGUCCUCCGGAAAUGUGUGGGUGACUCAUGAAGAGAUGGAGAACCUGGCUUCCUCCACUAAAGCGACUCUGGCGUAUGGUGACAUGAAUCAUGAGUGGAUAGGGAACGAGUGGCUGCCCAGCCUCGGUCUGCCUCAGUACCGCUCAUACUUUAUGGAGUGUCUGGUGGACGCACGCAUGCUGGACCACCUGACCAAAAAGGACCUGAGGAGCCACCUCAAGAUGGUGGACAGCUUCCAUAGGGCUAGUCUGCAGUAUGGGAUUAUGUGCUUGAAGAGGCUCAAUUAUGACAGGAAAGACCUGGAGCGCCGGAGAGAGGACAGCCAACACGACAUGAAAGAUGUGUUGGUGUGGACCAACGAGCAGGUGAUCCACUGGGUCCUGUCCAUUGGUUUGAGGGAGUAUAGCGGCAACCUGUUGGAGAGCGGCGUACACGGAUCGCUCAUCGCACUGGACGAGACCUUCGACUACAGCAGCCUAGCGCUCAUCCUGCAGAUCCCUAUGCAGAACACACAGGCACGGCAGGUUCUGGAGAGGGAGUUCAACAACCUGUUAGCCUUGGGGACAGACCGUCGACUAGAGGAGAGUGGGGAUGACAAGUCAUUUCGACGCUCUCCAUCGUGGCGCAAGAGGUUUCGGGCACGUGAGGGAGGGGCGGGGCUGGGGAUGAUGGCGGGUUCCAUGGAAACACUGCCUGCUGGCUUCCGUAUGCCCUCCAUGUCCAUGCCACCCUCUGUGAAUUUGAUGCCCAAGAAACAGCUCCAGCCUGAAGUGCAUUCUCAUUACCUAUACGGACACAUGCUUGCGGCCUUUUGAGAGUGAUAUGCCAAAUCCGGAGAGGGAGUCCUGGGUGCAAUCGAGGCGGGGAUCUUCGCCCCUUUGCUGCCCAGCCUCACCUCCCACCUUUCACCUCUCACUUCUCCUUCGGACACGUGCAAUACAGAGGUCAACUCUGACCUUUGAACUCUGAGAGUGCUCAUUGGCUGUGCUCGCUGCUGUAAAAGGAGACUCAUCCCGUCUCUCCCAGUUUACCCCAGUGCUCCCAGUAGCCUAGUUGUUGUGGUGUUGUGCUCCUGCUCCCCUGGUCUCAGCUGUGGGUUCUUGUCCUGGUUCAAAUCUCUCAACAUGGCCAAGUCCAAACCAAUCCUCCUGUGUCAUCCCGUCCUAGGCAACACAAAAGUUGUUUUGUAAAAAAGAUUUCAAGGGAUGGUGGCAAGUCGUUGAUUUGGACUUAGGAAUUAUGAAUACUUGUAUAAAUGGCAGAUCCCACUGCACAUUGCCCCUCUACCGGUUAUGCAAGGUAUUACUCAUUUAUCGUCUCUGUACAUAAAAUGGAUGACUUAUGUUUUUUAUAGAAAUAUUAUAUAUAUAUAUAUAUAUAUAUAUAUAUAUAUUGGAAAUAUAUAUGGAAAAUAAUAUAAUAUCAUUGCUGUAUGAAACCCAAUGCCCUGUAUUCGAUAGUGACUGUUCUCUCUCUCUCUUUCUCUUUCUUUCUCUUUCUCUUUCUCUCUGUGUCGGACCUUUGUGUGUCUUUUGCCGUAUGCUGUAAGUGUGUGAAUCGUUAGUGGGUGGGUCUCACUAAGGAGGGGGUGUGUUUCUACAAGGACUCUUCACAGGUUCAUGGGUCCAAUUUCAGACUUGUCUCUUGGCCUCUUCUCCUGUUCUUUCCUUUUUCCCUCCUCCUCUUUUGACACUAUGUAGCUGUUAUCUCUCCUCUCUUCGCCUCUCUCGCCUUCAGUAUGACACUAUGUAGCCUAGAAUAGAGAGAAUCCUUUAAUAUGAAGUUUGAGUCUGUGUCUGUGUGUGUGUGUGUGUGUGUGUGUGUGUGUGUGUUUGUCUGUGUGUGAGCAAACGAAUCUCUCUGCUCGAGACUUGUAGAGAAGCUGCGUGUGAAAGGCCGACCCCAGCCAUGUGACCAUGAGUUCUCUCUGUGGGUGGGUAGUGUGAACACUUUAGCUCCUCUCUGUUGACUCCUGACUUUCUCUCAAAUCAAACCGUGAACUGCUGCUCAACAUCAGCCAAUGAUAUACACGUAAAACUGUUCUAAGUGACGGACUCGUCUAAUCCUGCUCCGUCACCUCCCAUUUCUUUGCCAUGGAGACGUGCCAGUGAGCAGCCAGUACUCUCGGCCGACAAACUCCUCAUCCAAUGAGAACACAGCAUAUGAACCAGUGAAGUACUGGAUGGGUGUCCAAUCUUUUAUUUAUUAUUUUUUAUUUCACAGUUUUUUCCAAGGUGUCUAAAAGGUGUAAUGUGCUAUGUGGCAGCUAUGAGUACUGUGUCUUUAUUCCAGGUGUGAAACAAUGCUGACAAAUCAAGAUUUUAUUAUUUGGCUAUUUAAAAAAGUGAACUGUAUUUAUGACACUAUAUAGACAUAAGUAAAGCUGUUUUUUAAAGAUUUG